Messenger RNA from Plutella xylostella (diamondback moth), 1004 nucleotides. RefSeq names its product ribosomal protein L6 (gene RpL6). Gene Ontology annotation, cellular component: cytosolic large ribosomal subunit; ribosome. The record is from RefSeq and is a predicted model, not a curated record. Gene Ontology annotation, molecular function: structural constituent of ribosome; RNA binding. NCBI's taxonomy places the organism in Eukaryota, Metazoa, Arthropoda, Insecta, Lepidoptera, Plutellidae. Gene Ontology annotation, biological process: cytoplasmic translation; ribosomal large subunit assembly.
UCAGUCAAAUUUAUUAUUUCCCAACAACCGGUAAAUUUUAAAUUUAUGCCCAUCACUAGUCAAACCCAUCGACCAUCGACAAACCAAAGACAAAAUUGUUUUUUUUUUUCUUUGACAGAUUCUUUUUCUUGAACCGGUUGGAAUAUCAGAAAUGGCUCCACCACAGCCCAAGGCGGCGGCCAAGCCCGCUGCGGCUCCCGCCGGAGGUGUCAAGAAGGCCAAGGAGGCUGGCAAACCUAGGAAUUAUGACUUGGGCAAUGGCAUCGUCCGUUUCUCCAGGACUAAGAUGUUCCACAAGACUGCCAAGUACAAGUUUGUUGGCAAGAAGAACCCCAAGGCGCCCAAGCCCGCUAAGCCCGUAUCUGUAGAGAAGCAGAUUGGAGGUGAGAAGAACGGAGGAAAGCGUAUUGUGCUGCUCCAGCGCAGGAAAGCUUUCUACCCCACACAAGACAAAAUCCGCAAGCCGGACCACCACAAGUCGUUCAGCAAGCACGUGCGCCGCACGCGUCCCAACCUCACCCCGGGCACGGUCCUGAUCCUGCUCGCGGGCAGGCACGCCGGCAAGCGCGUUGUACUGCUCGGAGUGCUGCCCAGCGGCCUGCUGCUGGUCACCGGACCUUUUGCUUUCAACUCGUGCCCGCUGCGCCGCAUCCCUCAGCGCUACGUGAUCGGCACGUCCACCAAGCUGGACCUGGGCUCCUUCUCGCUGCCCGCGCACCUCGACGACGCCUACUUCAAGAAGAACAAGAAGAGCACCAAGCGCAGCGUCAAGCGGAAGGAGGGUGAAGACAUCUUCGCCGCUAAGAAGGAGAAGUACGUCCCCUCUGAGCAGCGCAAGACGGACCAGAAGUCCGUGGACGAGCUGGUGAUCAAGGCGAUCGGCGCGCGCGCGGACAAGAAGCUGCUGCGCGGCUACCUCAAGUCCAGCUUCGGCCUGCGCUCCAGCCAGUUCCCGCACAGGAUGCACUUCUAGAUCGAUAAGAGAAUAAACUUAUAAAAACUGA